Messenger RNA from Rhododendron vialii, 2115 nucleotides. Its product is annotated as protein decapping 5-like. The transcript is spliced from 8 exons. Gene Ontology annotation, cellular component: P-body. The record is from RefSeq and is a predicted model, not a curated record. The coding region runs from base 205 to 2019 and encodes 604 amino acids. Gene Ontology annotation, biological process: P-body assembly; cytoplasmic stress granule assembly. Gene Ontology annotation, molecular function: mRNA binding. Lineage: Eukaryota; Viridiplantae; Streptophyta; Magnoliopsida; Ericales; Ericaceae.
UGAAAACGAUACGUAAAACUAGAAACUGAAAACCCUAUAUAGUGGAGUAUUCGCUCUCACAACGAAGACUUCAAACAACAUAUCCAAAAUCCCCUCCCUCUCUGCAAGACACAGAAUUUCAACUCUCUCUCUCUCUCUCUUUCUGGAAAUAGGAUUUCCUCAGUUCGAUUUCUCUCUACCCAUUCGCUUGCUGCUGCUACAGCCAUGGCGGCGGAGAGCUCCAGAUCCAGUUCAUCGGCCGAUUCGUACAUCGGGAGCUUGAUUAGCUUGACAUCCAAGAGUGAGAUGAGAUACGAAGGCGUUUUGAACAUCAUCAACACAGAUGAGUCCAGUAUCGGAUUGCGAAACGUGAGAUCGUUUGGCACGGAAGGACGGAAAAAAGAUGGUCCACAAGUUCCUCCUAGUGAUAAAGUAUACGAGUACAUUCUGUUUCGUGGAAGUGAUAUUAAGGACUUGCAGGUUAAGUCUUCUCCCCCUGUUCAGACUUCACCACCCUUAAAUAGUGAUCCUGCUAUUAUUCAGUCUCACUAUCCUGUUCCCGCUUUGACAUCUCAAAGCUUGCCUUCUGCUGUUAGCGGGUCUUUGGGAGAUAUCAGUUCCCAUACAGCACAGGUGGGCCAUCCAGGGGCAAGUUUCCAAGGUGGCUUGCCUUUGUAUCAACCAGGAGGAAAUAUAGGGUCUUGGGGUCCUUCCCCCCCUCCUCUGACUGCUAAUGGCGGUGGAUUAGCUAUGCCAAUGUAUUGGCAAGGAUUUUAUGGGCCCCCCAGUGGGCUACCUCAGCUGCACCAGCAAUCUUUGCUUCGGGGACCACCCGGGCUGUCAAUGCCUCCUUCCAUGCAACAGCCAAUGCAGUAUCCUGGGUUCAAUGCCUCUUUGCCGACUGGGGCUUCUAGCUUACCAGUUUCAAACUUGCCAGACUAUCCUUUUCCUCUGGUUCCUGGUACCACUAGUUCCCUUGAUCCAGCAUCCAUGGGUUUUCCGGCUUCAACUUUACCAUCAAUGCUGCCUCCAGCGCCAUCCGGUGGACUAACUUCUGAAACAACACUACCUAGUUUUAUCCCAAACAAGGCUUUUAAUCCCACCCUGCCCGCUGCAACAUUAAGUGCUACUUUGCCCGUGCCUUCUCCUUUGAUUACGUCAAGUCCAGCUACAAGUGCUGUUGUACCAUCAGUCUCUAACAAGACUAGUGUAUUAUCUGGUCCAUCUUUGCCAUAUCCAACCGUGUCUCAAACCACAUCCUCUGUUGUUGGGACAUCGAGUUGUAGUCAGACAGAAACACCGCUACCUUUACUUGUAACCCCUGGUCAGUUGUUGCAGCCCGGACCAGCAGCAGUCUCUUCAUCUCAGCCUUCACAGACAGUUCAUAAGGAUGUGGAGGUCGUUCAAGUAUCUUCAUCAGGGGCAGAACCUCCAGCGGCAGUAGUGGCCAAAGCUCAACCACCAAUAUUGCCCCUGCCACAACCUUCACAUUCUGGCCAGAAGCUGAAUGGAGCUUCUUUUCAAAGUCGUAACAGCUACAACGGCUACCGAGGGCGUGAAAGGGGAAGAGGAACUGGGAGUUCACGUCCAGUGGCGAAAUUUACUGAGGAUUUUGAUUUUAUGGCGAUGAACGAGAAAUUCAACAAGGAUGAAGUAUGGGGCCACCUUGGGAAAAGUAACAAUACUAAGGAAAAAGAAGGCGAUGGGGAAGGCACUGAUGAAGAUGAUUAUGAAGAUGAAGACGAUACUGAAUUAGCUAAGAUUGAUACUAAACCCAUUUACAACAAGGACGACUUCUUUGAUUCCCUCUCUUCCAAUGCGUUGGAUAAUGAAUCAAACAGAGGAAGGACUAGGUUCUCUGAGCAAAUGAAGAUAGACACAGAGACAUUUGGUGAUUUCCCGAGGUAUCGUGGCGGCCGUGGUGGCCGUGGGCCCUUCCGUGGUGGUGGCCGUUUUCGAGGAGGCGGUUAUUACGGUAGGGGAUACGGCCAUUAUGGUGGGAGGGGUCGUGGCCGCGGCAUGUCAAGUUAUGCUUCCUAGAUACCCUGUAGAAACUUUGAAUGUUUGUGUUGGUUUUGUGACUCUGCUUUGUAACGUUUGUGCUGCCUAUUACUGUUCAUUGGCCAAAAAUAAAAA